UGAUUUUACAAAGUGAAGGUAAUCACAACAUAACCUUACAUUUUACUUGUAUGCUACAUGUACAAUUUUUCUAUUCUGUUAAUGUAUAUUCUGUUAAAUAUUUUCAGGACUAGGUGCAUUUCCGCUUCCUGUACCAAAAAAAAUAUGUCUUUCAAAUAUCCAGAAGCACGUAGAGAUGAAACCGUUAAAGAUAAUUAUUUUGGAACUGAAAUUGCUGACCCAUAUAGGUGGUUAGAAGAUCCAGAUUCUGAAGAAACCAAAAAAUACGUAGAUGCCCAAAACGCCAUCACUAGACCCUAUUUAGAUGGUUGUGGUUUCAAAGAAAGCAUCAAAAAGAAAAUAACCCAACUUUGGAACUACCCGAAAUUUUCGACCCCAUAUCGCCAUGGGACUAGAUAUUAUCAAUACAGGAACACCGGUCUGCAAAACCAAAGCGUCAUCUACGUCCAAAAAGACUUGGUCAGCAAAGCUGAAGUUUUCCUGGAUCCCAACACCCUGUCCGAAGAUGGAACUGUAGCUCUCUCAGGGACUGCUUUUUCCGAAGAUGGCAAAACUUUUGCCUAUGGCUUGAGCAGUAGCGGUUCUGAUUGGUUAGAAAUCAAGUUUAAAGACGUGGAAACUGGCAAAGACUACAAAGAGAUUUUGAAAAAAGUUAAAUUCUCGCCGAUGACUUGGAUGCACGACAACAAAGGCUUCUUCUAUGGGGCAUAUUUGGAUCAAAUGGGGAAGGCUGACGGUUCAGAAACUAAAACCAACGAAAACCAAAAAUUGUACUACCACGAAUUGGGCACCGACCAGUCGCAAGACAUCGUCGUCGUGGAAUUCGAUGACCCCCAUCUGAGAAUUGGGGCACAUGUGAGCCAUUGUGGCAAAUAUCUUGUAAUAACGGGAACCAAGGGGUGCAAAAAUAAUUUGCUUUAUUUUGCUCAAUUAGAUUCGGGGAAAAUUACAGGGAAAUUAAAAUUGACUGAAGUCGUGGCUGAGUUUGUGGCCGAUUUUGAGUACAUUACAAAUGAUAAAAACUUGUUUUAUUUUCAUACAAAUAAAAACGCAUCGAAUUAUCGUAUCGUCAUUAUUGACUUCGAUAAUCCAAAAGAAUCCGAAUGGAAAGACUUGAUUUCGGAACAUCCGAAAGAUGUUCUAGACUGGGCUCAUGCCAUUAAUGAAAACAUGUUAGUCGUUUGCUACCUCCAGGAUGUCAAAAACAUUAUGCAACUAUAUGACAUUAAGAGUAGCAAUAAGUUACACGAUUUCAAAUUAGAUGUUGGAACAAUUUCGGCUAUUUCUGGGAAAAAGUACCACAAAGAAAUGUUUUUCAGUUUUUGUUCAUUCCUUACCCCCAAUAUAAUCUUUAAAGUUGAUUUUGAUCAAGAUUCAAUUAAGGAAACGGUAAGUCAUUUCGUUGUUUUCAAAAACGAGUUAAUAGAUUCUUUAAAGCUUUUCCACGAGACUAAAGUCGGCGAUUUUGAAUCGUCAAAAUACGAAACCAGGCAAGUCUUCUACAAGAGUAAAGACGGGACUGAAAUUCCUAUGUUUAUCAUUAACAAAAAGGGACUUGUAAAUGAUGGUACAAAACCUUGUCUACUUUACGGCUACGGAGGUUUUAACGUCAACCUCACUCCAUCGUUCGGAGUUUCUCGUUUGGUUUUUAUUGAGAAUUUUGAUGGAGUUUAUGCUUUGGCCAACAUUCGAGGAGGGGGGGAGUAUGGCGAUAAUUGGCAUAAUGGGGGCCGUUUUGGCAAAAAACAAAACUGCUUCGAUGACUUCCAAUACGCUGCGAAAUAUCUCGUUGAAAACAAAUAUACGAAAGUUGACAAGCUCGUAAUUCAAGGAGGCUCAAAUGGUGGCUUGUUGGUGGCCGCUUGUAUCAACCAAGCACCCGAGUUGUUUGGCGCUGCCAUUUGCCAAGUCGGAGUAUUGGAUAUGCUUCGUUUCCAUAAAUUCACCAUUGGUUAUGCUUGGAAGUCUGAUUAUGGUUGUUCCGAAGAGCAGGAACAAUUCGAGUAUUUGUACAAAUACUCGCCAUUGCAUAAUAUUAGAGUUCCGCAAAAUAGCGGGCAAUAUCCCGCCACCCUUCUUUUGACUGCUGAUCAUGAUGACCGCGUUGUUCCUCUACAUUCUUUGAAAUUCAUUGCAGAGUUGCAAAACAAAAUUGGACGGUUGCCAACUCAGAAAAAUCCUUUGAUGAUCAGGAUAGAAACACGUGCCGGGCAUGGAGCAGGCAAGCCUACCUCAAAAAUUAUUGAAGAAGUCACUGAUACGUUUUGCUUCAUCUCGCGAGCCCUGAAUCUUACCUUUUCAUCUUAAGUAAUGUACCAUUAUUUUACUUUCUAUCCGACUUAAGUUUUUUGCCAUGUUAUUAACGUGUUGCUUUUUGUACGUAAGUGAAAAGCUUUGUUACCAUUAUUUUAAUUAAUGUAUUGUUGUUAAAGUGACGUGUCUUCAGCUUUUUGAUAUCAAUAAAACUUCAAAAUGUAAA
Molecule: messenger RNA, 2479 nt
Organism: Tribolium madens (black flour beetle)
Lineage: Eukaryota; Metazoa; Arthropoda; Insecta; Coleoptera; Tenebrionidae
Product: prolyl endopeptidase
Exons: 10
Coding region: 58-2307 (749 amino acids)
Biological process (GO): proteolysis
Cellular component (GO): cytosol
Molecular function (GO): serine-type endopeptidase activity; oligopeptidase activity
Source: RefSeq, a predicted model, not a curated record